Messenger RNA from Aplosporella prunicola CBS 121167, 1101 nucleotides. RefSeq lists its product as uncharacterized. Gene Ontology annotation, biological process: D-sorbitol catabolic process. The transcript is spliced from 3 exons. Lineage: Eukaryota; Fungi; Ascomycota; Dothideomycetes; Botryosphaeriales; Aplosporellaceae. Gene Ontology annotation, molecular function: L-iditol 2-dehydrogenase (NAD+) activity; zinc ion binding. The record is from RefSeq and is a predicted model, not a curated record. The coding region runs from base 1 to 1101 and encodes 366 amino acids.
AUGGCCUCAAACGGCAGCGCUCCCGUGAGCGAGAAGCCCAACCGUGCAUUCGUUUUGCUUCCGGACAGAUCAUUCGUUUAUGAGGAUCGAACUGUAUCGACAUCCCUCUCAGGAAGGGAUGUUCAAGUCAAAGUCAUUGCAACGGGAAUCUGCGGAUCAGAUGUCCAUUAUUGGCAACACGGCCGCGUCGGGCCUUACGAAGUCACGAAACCCAUAAUCCUCGGUCAUGAAUCUUCGGGCAUCGUCGAAGCCUGCGGCCCGGACGUGAAGAAUCUUUCCGUCGGCGACAGAGUCGCGCUCGAGCCCGGCGCCUCGUGCAAUACCUGCAAGCACUGUCGGAGCGGAAAAUACAAUCUCUGCAAGUCGAUGAAGUUUGCGGCCACACCUCCCUUUGAUGGCACAUUGGCGACUUACUACAACCUCCCUGAGGAGUGCUGUUUCCGUCUCCCGGAGAAUAUGUCCUUCGAAGAGGGCGCCCUUAUCGAGCCCCUGAGUGUUGCUGUACACUGCUGCAAGCUUGCUGCCAUCACACAAGGUGCUUCUGUUUUGGUUACUGGGGCUGGCCCUAUCGGACUUCUUGUCUGUGCUGUCGCGAGAGCGUUUGGCGCCUCCACGAUCGUGGUUGCUGAUAUUGUGGAGUCUCGUCUUGCGUUCGCAAAGAAGUACGCUGCGACGCACACCUAUCUCAUCAAGCCCGGAAAGUCAAGUCUGGCAGAGGAGCUACCGUCGCAGCUCGAUCUUCCUGAUGGUUUCGACAUAAUCAUCGAGGCAACUGGUGUCGAGGCGUGUACACAAGACGGAGUGGCUGUUUUGAACCGUGGUGGAACAUUUAUACAAGCUGGACUUGGAUCGUCCUCGAUUAGUUUUCCAGUUGGAUUGAUAUGCGACAAGGAAGCAACCUUCAAGGGAAGCUUUCGGUACGGUCCAGGUGACUAUGGCCUCGCGAUCGAGCUCGUACGGAAGGGUGCUGUCAGCGUUAAGGAGCUUGUCACCCACAGGUUCUCUUUCGAGGAGGCUGAAGUCGCUUUUCAGACGGUUACCAAGCGGGAAGGCAUCAAGUGCAUAAUACGGGGGCCCAAGUCGAUCCACGCCUGUCUGUAA